GUUCUGUUCGCCAACUUUGUUUGCACGCUGUGCAUGUAUCUGACAUCCCUUGCAGCGGUCCUGCGGACGCCAUCGCCAAGCGCAGUUGUCAGGCGGGCCUCCUGGCGAGCCCUGGCCUAUCCCUGCGGCUUUCUUAUCACUGCAUUUCCCGAGUGGCUGCUCUAUGCGAGGGUCAUCCCGGAAGAUCUCUGGCUACUGGCCUCAGGACGCGACAUCACGACCGAUGGGUCAAAACAGAGGUUCGAGAAUUUUUCCAUUUUUUCCCAGUGGUAA
Molecule: messenger RNA, 273 nt
Organism: Symbiodinium pilosum
Lineage: Eukaryota; Dinophyceae; Suessiales; Symbiodiniaceae
Source: the annotation of a GenBank genome assembly